Messenger RNA from Falco peregrinus (peregrine falcon), 9979 nucleotides. It is a transcript of the gene ELK4, whose product is annotated as ETS transcription factor ELK4. Gene Ontology annotation, molecular function: DNA-binding transcription factor activity, RNA polymerase II-specific; sequence-specific DNA binding. The record is from RefSeq and is a predicted model, not a curated record. Bases 299 to 1645 code for a protein of 448 amino acids. Gene Ontology annotation, biological process: cell differentiation; regulation of transcription by RNA polymerase II. The transcript has 6 exons. Gene Ontology annotation, cellular component: nucleus. Lineage: Eukaryota; Metazoa; Chordata; Aves; Falconiformes; Falconidae.
UGGAGUUGGACUUGAUGCCUCGGGUUUGGACCUUCUGCUUGUGAAUAGCGUUUGUUCGCUUGGGCUGCAGAUUCACCCAGAUGGAAAUCCCUGUCCUCUUUAGUGUAUCUUAUACUUCCCUUGUGCAGACAGGAUUAUUAGUGUUCUGUUUAAAAAUAUCGGUGGAAGUACUGUAGUCAGAUAUGGGCAAGGAAAAACGUCAUCUCUGCUGCUUGUCUGUCCUUGGAUUUAUACAUCGACAGUUUCCCUGCAAGAAAACCACACUGGAAGUGCGUGAAUCGGCUGCCAGCUUACUGCUAUGGACAGUGCUAUCACCCUGUGGCAGUUCCUCCUCCAACUCCUCCAAGAGCCUCAGAACAAGAAUAUCAUCUGUUGGACCUCCAACGACGGGGAGUUCAAACUGCUGCAGGCAGAGGAGGUGGCCAGACUCUGGGGAAUCCGCAAGAACAAGCCCAGUAUGAACUAUGAUAAACUCAGCCGUGCUCUCAGAUACUAUUACGUGAAGAAUAUCAUUAAAAAAGUGAAUGGUAAGAAGUUUGUGUACAAGUUUGUUUCUUAUCCGGAGAUUUUAAAUAUGGAUCCACUUGUCGUGGGCCGUAUAGAAGGAGACCCUGAAAUGACUGGUUUUGCGGAAGUUAGCAGUGCUCCAAAGGAUGUGGAAAACUGUGGGAAGGAGAAGGCUCAGUCAUGUGCUAAAUCCUCCAGCCGCAAUGACUAUAUCCACUCAGGCUUGUACUCCUCUUUUACUCUGAACUCCCUGAACUCUUCCAGCGUAAAACUCUUCAGGUCCAUCAAGAUCGAGAAUCCAGCUGAGAAACUGGCAGAGAAGAAACCCGCUCAGGAUCCAACCCCCUCCGUCAUCAAGUUUGUAACCAUGCCCUCCAAAAAGCCUUCGUCUGCCCCCCUGGUCUCUACCCCUUCAACGCUCUCUGCCACUUCCACUGCUUCUCCCGCUUCGAUCGCAUCCUCUCUUCCCAUGGGAUCGGAAGAAACUCUCCAGACGUUGGAGACGCUUGUUCUACCCAAGUUAACUGUCCCUGAAGCUCCAGCACCUUUGCCAAACUUAACCACCAGCUUUACCCCAACUCCACCCAUAUCCUCAGUUUCUCCCACUCUGCAAGUUCCUUCCACGCCCCCGUCGCCGCCCCUGAGCUCUAAUCCUGACCUGGACAUUGACACGGACAUAGAGUCCGUGGCUUCUCAGCAGCUGGAGCAAGCUCAGAGCCUUCAGCAUCAAUCCCCAGAGUCCAAAGAGCAGGAUUCAUCUGUGCUGGAGAAGGAAUUUGCCAAUCACCUCUCCAGAUCUAAAAAACCCAAAGGGCUGGAGUUGGCUCCUACUCUCGUCAUUACAGGCAGCGAUCCAAGUCCACUGGGAAUUCUGAGUCCUUCUCUCCCCACUGCUUCUCUUACUCCAGCACUUUUCUCUCAGACUCCCAUCUUGCUGACCCCGAGUCCCUUGCUCUCCAGUAUUCACUUCUGGAGUACUCUGAGCCCGGUUGCUCCCCUCAGUCCUGCAAGGCUGCAAGGUGCUAAUACACUCUUUCAGUUUCCAUCCGUGCUGAACAGUCAUGGCCCAUUUACUCUGUCUGGACUGGAUGGACCCUCUACCCCUGGCCCGUUUUCCCCUGACCUACAGAAGACAUAGCACAUGAACUCAUGGAAAGGACAUAUUGGCAAGCAAGGGAAAGAUAUGACACUUGUAUUUAACCAUGUUUUUUAAACGAGCAAUUUAUAAUUCUACAGAGAUUAUCAACAAUCAUAGUUUUUGCCAUUCCCAAAUGAAAUGCCUUUUUUGCAAAAUUCCCUUUUUUGAAGACCCAGGUUGGGAAUGUAUAUGCAAACGCCUUAAUAGGAGCUGAAGCUCCGGUCUCUUCUCUUCCCUCCUCGGUUUGGAAGACUUCGCUAUGGUUAAAGGGAGUUUCGGUUGGUGUGGCAGUAACUGAGUCUGCACCGAUGGCAGUAAACGGUAUCAGAGAAGUCUUUUCUCUGUGACUCUUGGAAAAACCCUCUGUUCUGCUUCCUGUGCUUGGCAAGAAGAAAUCUAACGGUGAUCGAAGCUGGCAUUCCAGGAAAUGCUUGGGAAAGGGGUGUGUGCACUCAGCUUUGCCUUGGGGGCUAGUAACUUCUGCAGCGACAAAACAGCCCGCCUCUCUUCUGCUGUAAAAACAUCUUGUCUUUUUGCAGGGAGAAAUUUUCAAGGAAUAUUCAAUGAUUGUGUUACUGAGAUAACGGACAAUUUUUGAAUGGCAUUGUAUACCGCCAGACCAGCCCCUCGGAGAAGCUGUCUGGCUAGCUUCUGGAUGCUUCCCUGCCCUCCCUUCGGUGAGGAGGCGAGGUCUGGAGACAAAUGAAUGGUGGGAUUAGUUCCUUUCAGUUCUCAGAAAGUUUUGAAUGCUGAAGUCCAAACAUUUCUUGUGCCAGAGACCUGUUACAAAGCCUGUAAUCUCACUGCUAGAAGAUUAGCAGGAUGGUGGAUUUGACGUGCGGUUUUGAGGGUGUGUCGUUUUGGUGAGGUUGCUGCCUGAUGCUAGAGUUUCAGACCCAAACAGUGGGCGAGAACACUAACGUCCCACCGUUAACGUUACUGCUCUUUUCCCACAGUUGAAGUGGAGACGCUCCUCUUCUACCAGCUCUUAUCUCAAGUUUCGCAUUAGGUCUGUUGCUUUAUUUUUUUAGUAUCUGAGGAAGCACCGGACCCAAAAUAAGUGAGGCUCAGCGUGAACAGCUAGCUGAGAGGGGUAUCACGGCAUAUCAACCUUCUGGUAAAUUUGCGCUUGCAUUCCUGUUCUUGGUGGCCAUGUUUGUAUGGAUUAAUGCAAGGUUAGUUUCCCAAGCUGUUUGAAACGCUGACGAAAUGAAAUUUGUAGUUAGAUUUUUAUACCUCAGGAGGCCUUUUAAGAACACUGAGGAAUGAAAGAAGAGAGACUCGCCUCUCACGGCCCCUCGGAGGCUGGAUGUCUCGCUCUGGUGGCGCUGGAUGGUGUGCCCCUCCACUUUGGGCAUCUGACGUCAGGCAGCAGCUUCUGUUUGCUACUCUGUACAUAGAGUCAAUGACGUAAGAUAAUCUUCUCCAUAAAAUACCCACUAGAAAACAGGUGGAGACCGUCUCUUUCCUUUGGCAUCCUCACUGGCUGUCUUCAAAGUUUUAAUGAGCAGAGGAAGAUUGUACCUUUACAGCAAGAGGAGCUGACAGUGUAUGCUGUAUAUAUUGCACCUGUCUUAUGGGUAAGCGGUGAACUCGAGCUUUGCAGAGUUCUCCUUUUGCCACUUGUGCAGGCUCUGAAUUCACUUUAAAGCGUAUGACAAUAACCCAAGACUUCAUUCACUGCAGUGAUGUCAUCUUUCUAUAUUCUAGCAUUGAAAUAUGUAAACCACUUAGUAUGUAUGUUCCUGACAUGACACCUGAGGCAGGUGGGUGUGAUGGAGUUGCUUUUUGGGCAUUGUUCAUCCAGAAAAUCCCCUGCCAGGUGGGAGGUGGGAGAGUAUGCCUUCUUUAGGUGGAUGUAGCAGGGAGUAAGCUCACGUACUGAACCGUCUUCCUGCCCGGUUAUGUCAGAGGCAUAAUUCUGCUUUGCAUUUUAGACAUCAGCAGAUGCAGGAUAAAAGUUCCUGUGCCAGCAGCUCUUAAAAUGACAAUGUGCAAUAUUGACCUUUUUAUUAUUAUUUUUUUUAAAAUGCAGGAAGAAAGCUGCAGAUCAUAAUUAAGAGCAGGCAUCUGGAAUUUUCUGGUUUGCAUGAUGGCUUAUGAGUCUGCUCUAGAAAUAUAUAUAUAGCUAUAUAUAAAUAGCAGCACUUUUGAUGGUUUUGAUGGUUUUGAUGGCCAAUUUUAUGCCCACCAAGUGCGUGGACUUGAGAGCAACAUUGCAGACUAGGAUUAGAAUUUAAAAAUAAUUACUGAGCACUAAAGACUUGCAAUUUAAUUGCUUCCUUUUCCUUGUCCCCUAUGGAGAAAAGCCAAUUUAUUUGUUUAAAAGUUGUGUAUGUGCACACGUGCACUUAAUUCUUUGUAAACUUUUAUCACUUUCAGCGUAGGUAUGCAAGAGAACCAAAUGCUAACGUAGCUUGUCACUUGUGCUUGGCCUGGUUUCAUGCCUCUUCUCCAAGUAGCUUUGGAAGAUUGCACGGCCGUAGUGGGCUGGGGAGAUGCGCGUUCGCCACCGGGGAUGCCUUCUUCAGAGAAAGCUGGUAUGAAAUGCAGCCUGUACGUGUUGGUUUCAGUCGGGUCAUAUCCAGCUUCCUGACAGGUAGCGCUGAGGAGAUGGUUGCUUUUGCUUCUUGAGCACCUGGCUAGGAAAAUAACAGUCCCGUGUAGGAUUAUAAUCUCAGGAGGCACUUGGGAAAGCGAGUUGAAAGGGGAGGGGAGGUGGGAGAGGAGCGGCUUGCUGCCUUUUCUCCAUUACAACUUUCAGGUCACUUAAGGUAAUAUUAUCUUGUAUAUAUGCUGCCUCAUUAAACACACAUUUACUGACAAGUAUAUUACAGCCACCUUUUUUGGAUCGCGUUCCUGACAGCACAGCGUCGCUGUGACUUCUUGGAGCUUGGUUCUGUGAAUUGCUGGUACUCUACCAGCUCGCUGCAGAAGCAGUUUGCAGCUCGUUACAACUUGUUUUUAAUUUAGUGUAGGGAAGCAGGGGUUAAUAUAGGCUCUUUUAAUUAUCAUGGUAGCAGUCUGUAAUAUGGGUAUAGUACCGUGUUGGUUUGAAAAAAAAAAAAAAAAAAACCGCAGCAUUACAGAAACAUUUUGUUACAAUUUGUGUUGCUGAAGUAGCCAUGGUAUUGUUGAAUGCUUGAUAAUAUUUGCAUCGGUUAAUUCAUAGAUGGUGGUAGAAUUAGACUGGAUGAGCAUGGAAGCUGAACAUCUGUCUUGCUUCUGGAAAUUUCUAUGUCACUGCUGCUGUAUAAUAGUACUGCAGUUGGAAAGCUUGCACUGCUGGUGCUGCGUGUGCUACGUCUGGCUUUUUUUGACAUCCUGAACUGUCAGGAUGCCACUGGCAACACGUGCUGCUAGCAGAAGUAAUCCACGGAAAGCAGAAACGUGUUAAUAAUACCUAUGGUUGUAGAACCGUAUUUGUUCUGUCUUACCUGUUUCCAGAGAAUGUGAUCCUAGUAACGAGGGUGAUGGAGGAGAGUUGGGUUUUUUUUCUUAACAGCAGCUUAGGUCUAGAUUCUUCUUUCAGAAAUUGGUCUUCAGCAGCAAUGGCUGAAUGUAAUUCCUAUGCACUGUCUUUGGCACAUUCAAGUUGCAUUUUGCAAUAGGUCAGGAAGUGAUAAAGUUCCUUGAAUUUGAGAAUUCGUUGUUUCAACUUAGAGCAUCCUAAGACAUCAGUGAUGCAAUCUCUGGUAUAAUGGAGCAUGCGUUCUAAUACGAGAGGCUUUGGCAGUUCAGUGGUUUGUUUGGGAUAAUUUCUCCCUCUGAUAUGUUUUCAAACCUCAGAUACCUAGCAAAUAGAUUCUUCUUGGGUUUUUAUAGUGUUUAUUCUAACCACAGUGAAGGCUGCUUAUGUGCGUAUCUUCCUUUACACAGCUUUUCAAAGUGCAGUGAGGCACGUUAAUGUCAGAUUCCCUCAUGAGUUCAACUUUCACGUGAGAACUUCUGCAGGUUGAGAUGGGAUGAAAGAGCUAGCCUAGCGCUUUGGUGCAGUUUCUCAGGUGAGCACAGGCACGCAGAGUUCUGAUCCGCUUCUGUAGCGUUUUUCUAGUGCUGAGGUCAGAGCCCACAGUUCUGACAGUCUGCAGGCUACCCGUGGUUUAUUCAUGUAUCUUUUAGUUACCUUUUGCUACUGUUUUAUAGCAUUUUUUGUAUGUACUCAUGUUUUACUAUACGAUUUAACCUCUUCCAUUUUUAAUGCAUAUUUGUUUACAAGACACAUCUCAGUGUUGUAUCAAGAGGCUAUCUUGGUAUUGCCAGUUAUGAAAAUAAACUACGUCAGUAGUUAAGGAACAUUGUCAAAGUCGACAAGUGUUUUAAAACUUGAUGCUUGAGUUUUGGGUGUCCGUAACGAUUUUGUUCUGUUUUGUUCCUUAGUUCUCCUGUGUAAGAAAUAGACGUAACUUCUGGCCUCUGAGGUCAUGGGUAUGGAUAAUUUUAUUUUCUCUUGGUAAUCACGUAGCACGGCAUUGCAAACAAACAGCCCCAGCCCCACAGGACCUUACGCUUGGCAGAUAAGUUGAAAAUCCAUUAGAAUUGCAAUCGUGUUGCUUAGAAGCUGUUCAGAAUGUUUUAAUGAGGUAUAGUGUGUCUUGCCUAAACAGGAAUUUUUAUGGUUUGAUUUGAAUUUAAUUAAACAGUAAUUGGCAAUGGCUGCUGUUUAGUCUGAACAGUAUUAGCAGAUCUGCUUAACGUGGAAGCCUGUGGCUAUUGCCGUCAAGUUGAGUGGUGGUUAACAUGCGACAUGCUAAAGUUGAUCUGCUGAAAUCAGAGGCUGUCAGAUGAAGAUUAAAAGAUAAAAUGCGGUGGUGGUUGUUUUACACAGUCCUUAGGGCUAUUACUGCAAAAGGCUUUGUCGUGGAUCAGCAUCCGUGGAUGUGGCAUUAGUAUGGACUGUGUAGGAGCCCUUCCUAAGAGCUGAUUCAGGACAAAGAAUUUUUGAUGGUAGAACCACCCAUCUUGUCUCCACAGCCUGCUUUUGGUCAUAAGGAUGUAAUACAGGAGCUACCAGGCGGCAGUAACGGCAGCGCUACCGUAUUUCUGCGAUCCGUCGUUAUCAACAGCCCUUCUGUUGCAUGUCCCGACUGGCCGGGUCCCGUCUUAAGCGGAAGGGUUAAAGCUUUGGCUUUGGGUGUCUGGUGGAUCCUGAACUGAGGGAUAGUAUUCUUGCUUUUAUACAAAGAACAAACAAAAAUAAGGGAGAAUAUGUUCACCGCAGAAUGUUGAUUCUUUUUGGAGGGAUAGAGCAUUGCUGGCCGUAACCAUGCUUUGCCAAAAAAACCCCCGUGUGACCCGCAAGGUAAGAAAGCUGGGCAGGGCCCAGUGUUUCUUCUUGAAUGUGUAUGUUAAUGUAUUUCCCUUUGGAGAUUGCAAGAUGUCCGCUUCCUAUAAAUUAUUCUACCAAAAAAAAAAAAGUUUUUUUUUAAAAAAAAAAGUAAAACGGACUAGAAUUUAUUUUUAUUUACCCCCUCCCAAAGAAUGUAGUAGAAGACUUGGACUGUGGAGCUGUUCCAGACAUCUGAUAAAAAACAUACUUGGAGAGCUGAGGACUUGGGUUUUCGAUGCAUUGUUUGAUGGAGGCUGGAAUGGCUAUCUCCACGUGAACAUCCGUGUGUGCACACGCUCGCUGCCUCGGAGGAUGUGUGUUCCUUACGUAGGCUGCCUUCUAGACGUGUAUCAGUCACGCUUCCCGUGUACACUCAAAGCAAAUGCUGCACUAUGCAGUUGCCACUUUUAAAUGUUUUGCACAUGCUGGUGAGGUUUUGGGGGGCUUUUCUGUUUGUUUUUUUAUGUAGUACUUCAAUCAGUUAUACCACAGUGUGGACUAAUUAAUUGCCAAAGGUUAUUUUUAAAUGCAUCUUUGACGUUGUUGUAUGCCACAUCUAAAAAAAAAAAAAAAAAGUCUUAAAUGUGUCUGAAUCGUUUUGUGUUCAUGGAACAAAAGUUUGGACUUCUUUUUUUACUUUCAAACACUCUGUUGAGACCAUGUGUUGCAGAAGGUUUUCAUCUCAAAGUAGGGUUUUUUAGCAGGGGGUGUAACAGGAUAACUUACGAACCUUUGGAAGACGGGGGUCUUUUAAUGGAGACGGGGAAUGAACUGUGAGCAGAGAGGGGAGGAGAGGCUGGAAGGCGUUGUGUUCGGAGCCCAUUUCAGUCCUUGAGCAGUACACGCAGCAGUGCUGUACUAAUAACUGGAAGCCGUUGGGGUUUAUUUUUAUUUUGUUUGGGGUUCUUUUUUCUUUUUUUUUUCCUUUUUUUUUUUUUUUUUUUUUCCUUAACACAGGAAGGCUUUGAGGAUGGCCUCUGCAUGGUUCCUAGUGUGUGCUGUGUGCUGGGGGGGGGGGGGGGGGGGGGGGGGGUUACGAUACCUGGGUUUUGCUCUAGACUCCUUGAGAUGUGUUGUGUUUUUUUGGCUAGCAUGUCUUAAAUCUUCAGGCUUUGAAACUGCUUUAUAGAAUUGUGUUGACUUUUUGUUCUGCUGUUGUUCAGUUGCACAGAGUUUUAUAUAUAUGAUGUACUAGUUUUAACGUUAAUUCUCUGUGAACAGGGUUGAGAUUAUUCAUUGUAGUUUAAAAAAAAAAAAAAAGUUGUAUUCUAAAACUCCCUUUUAAAAAUCUUGUUUGUAUUCUGUUGCAGUGUUACCAGAUGGCCUUAUGUACGUCACAGUGUUUUGUGAUAAGUACAGUAGCACAUUUAAUGCUUAUCUCCUCCCCCCCCCUCUGUUUUUAUAGCUGAGAAGUAUAUUCUGAAUAAUAGAGGUGAAUAAAUGGGAAAAUUCUAGCAGCAUGUACGGUAAGGAGAGUGGUUGUCUCCACUAAUGUAUAUUAGGGCAGCUGGAAUUAAUCUGGGACUGAAACGACUCUGAAUAGGGAUCGUUAACCAGCAUGAGACUUUGUCUUGGGAAUUCUGAGAAUCUUUGCACGAGCUGAUGGCAGAUGUGAAUCGUAUGCCAGAAGCUUGUAAAUCAGGAUAGAUCCGUUGGCUUCACUGCGACUGGUCUAACUUACAGCGGCUGAGAAUCUGGUCUGUGCAGCGUCUUGCCUCUGGCUCAGAUGGAGUCAAGGGAGGGAAGCUGAAGUUUAAAUUUUAGAGAACUUAAGCAACCUAAUCAGCUGUGGUAAUGUGUGACAGUUGUUACUCUGUUUGUUUUUUAAAGUGCACAUCUGUUCUGGAAAGUGACUUUCAGACGCCUUCAGUGUUUUACUCCUCGAUUGAAUUUUUAGGUUAACCUGGGUUCUUUGCAAAUCAGCAAGAGGAUGUCUGCAAUGUUUUUUAUACUACAGCAGCUCUGACCUCUCUGCUUGGGGCAGACGUUCGUGUCAACUAACUUACUCCUGACCUCUGGAAUGGAUUCCAUUUUACUUUCCUGUGAUUUUAGUAGAACUGUCAGUGGUAAAAAUUACAUUGAAAGCAGCAGAGAGAAUGUUUUCAGUUACUCUUUCCAGAACAGAAUUGCAUUUUUAUUUCUAUAUAUACACAUAUAUAUAUAGUACCAAGUUAAGAGACAAAGCAAGUUAUGUUGUAGUGAGUGUCUUAACUUCCUACACUGGAGACUUUUUCUAGACACAGUCUUUUAGAGACAACUGUAAUCUCACACCGCUUUGGUGCUCUCGUUACAGUUGGGUAAACUUGCCUGGGAGAGAAUAGCUUCUCAGUCUAACUUUUUUUGAAAGUAAUACCUUAUAAUAAGAGUAUCUUAAUGCCAUUGUGUUAAAAAAAAAAUAAAUGCUGGUAUGUAAUGCAAGUACAUAAAUAGCCAAAGUUUUCAGUAAUUGUUCAGUGUUACUAAAUUUGCUUUUUGUUUAACCUUCCAAGAUAACACACUAGGAAGACCUUCAGCAUGUUGAUAGCAUUUUGAAAAAAAAGUCCGAUCAACAAGAUUCUAGCAGAUACGCAGUUAUUUGAGCACAUUUCAGGUUUGAAUACAAUUUGGAGGCAAAACUUACUUUAGAGGAAGCGCACUGUAAUGACACUUCAAAGCAACAAAUGCUGCUUUUAAAUAGUGGCGUAUUGGCAGUUGUUAUUCAAACAUAGUGAAGGUCUUUCCUGAGAAAUCAGGUGACUUUUCUAUUGCUUCGAUUUUUGUGCAAAAAAAAAAAAUUUAAAAAAAAUCAAUGUAUUGCAAUCUUUUUUAAAAAUGGGGUGGGAAUAGUUAAAGAAAACUAUUUUAUGUAAGAACUGACAGAGGGAUUUGCUUUGUAUAAUGCAAGCUGGCUUUAAAAAAGCAUUGUAGCAAAUUAUUCAAGUCGAUCAUAUGUUAAUAGUUAUGUGCAACCAGACAUGCAAAACAAUUGUAUUUUUUUAAAUAAAUAUUUUUAACAAAGUUGCUGA